UGCACGGCCCCAGAAGUUCGAGCGCUCGGGUGAAGCAAAAUGGCGGAAAGCGAGGAUGUUACGUUAGACGGCAAACCGCUUCAUUCGCUUCGUGUGGCGGAUUUAAAAACCGCCCUGGAGCAAAGAGGACUCGCCAAAAGUGGACAAAAAAAUGCACUUAUUAAAAGGCUGAAAGGGGCUCUUAUGUUGGAGAAUCUCCAACGAACAUCAAACCAGCACAUUGGUCUUCAGCCCAACUCUCAGAUUGGGGAGGAGAUGAGUCAGAACAGCUUUAUAAAGCAGUACCUGGCAAAACAGCAGGAGCUUCUCCGACAGAGACUGGAGAGAGAAGCCCGGGAGGCCACUGAGGCAGAUGAGAAACAGAGUCCUGCUGGCCCUGAGGAGGAUGACCACAUGUCGAAGGGUAGCACUUCAUUUCUCCCAGAGAAGCAUCACAUCGGAAGCAUUCAUCUGUCUGUCAACCAGGCGGGUGGUGGAGGGUUGCCACAGGACCCUGGGGUAAUGGGAUCACACAGGUUGGAUACAGGGCCUGUUCCUGUGUCUCAAGAAUUGCCUGACACUAAAGCUGGGAGGAUGUGGCAUCCUUCGUUCCUCCAAGGCCACGAUGAGGGCGCAACACCCUCCCCUCCACGAGCAGUUGCCUCCUUGUCUGUGCGCGUGGUUGGACAACCAGAGCGUCAAGGCCUGCCAAUCAUGAUGCCCCGUUCCCAAGAGAGAGAGGGAACAGCGCCGGUUGAAGCAGGUCCUGCCCAUUCAGUGUUGCAGCUCAGCCGUUCUGCAGCUUGUUCUCAAGUUGAUAGCAAUGAUGAUGACGAGGAGGAUGAUGAUGAUGACGACGACAGUGGUGAUAAUGAUGAAUGGGGCCCUUCCUCACGUGUGAAAAAGGACUUCCGGGCUCCUCCAGUACACCCUCCAGCUGCAGCUGCAGCCCCCCAAAGAUCUCGUCGAAAGCUUCAGCCACCUCAACACAUCCCUCCCCAGCCACAACCAGUCCACCAGCCGCCUCUGCAGCUCCGUCAACCCACUCCUCCCCCAUCACCACCUCCAGAGCUGUCUUUCCCACUACCAGACACUCCCAAACAGAGCCCACAUGAUCAAGAUGAACCAGCCGGCAUAGCAGAAGAUGCUGCUCCAGGGGCAGGAAUGGUCUCUCCUCCAUCCCUCAAAAGACAGGAGUCCAGCUCCAGUUCUAGAUCCAGCAGCCCAGAACCCCCAUCCACACGGAGACCUGGUCCCCUUAGCCUGCUGGUGCAAAAAAUGGAGUCUGAGGGCGUGUUUGGUGCACAGAAGGUAGGGAUGGAGGGAGAGAGAGAAGGAGAAAUGGAAGUUGAAGUGCAGGAGGGUGGCAAACCAGCAGCACAAGACUCCGCUCAGCAGCUUCUCGGGUCAGAGGUGUCCAUACCAGUACCCACAAUGACCCCGGCUCAACAUGAUGCGCAAAAUUCUGAGUUGCAGAAAGAGAAAGACGGGGAGAAAGAAAAUAAGAAAGUAGACGAGACCUCUGCACCAUUCCGUUUGACAUCACCCACAACUUUCCCACCUAAGAGAAAACCAAUUUUCUCAGAGGUCCCACCACCUGAGUCAUUUAAGUCACCCUCCAAACCUCAGGUGUCAGUCCUUACCACAGCGCCAAAGCGCUCUGAAGAUAUUGAUAUGGAGAUAGAGGCCUCUACAGAAAUGGCUGAAUCAAAACAUAAGGGGGUCAAACAAAUGAAGGUUCUGGAGAAAGAGGCACUUAAACCAGCAGAAGCAAGUAAAAAGGCCCUAAAAUCGGCACACGCUACUGAAGAAGGAGAAAUAGAUAAAACGAGAGAAAGUUCACUGAGAGAAAAAUCUCCUGAACGACGCGCAUCAACGUCAAGUCAGUCAUCAUCAUCUGAUACAGAUUCAGAAUCAUCCUCCUCUCGUUCUUCAAGCUCUCCUUCACAGGAAAAGUCUAUCCCACCAAGCCAAAAGAAGGAUGAGAAAGAGAAAAGAAGAGAUGUUGAAGAAAAAAAGAAGGCUCAGUCUUUCAGGGAGGUAAAGCAGGAAGCUCUCUCUGAGCCUGCAGGCCAAGUUGCUAUGGAGCUGGAGGGCCGCUCGCAUUCAGAGAGUGCUCUGCAACAAUCUGACCAACAGGGGGCAGAAUCAAGUGACUCCCACCCCGAGGAGAGCUCCACUGCAAAAUCGUUUGCUGCCCGAAAGAUCUCCCUGAGCAGUAAAACCGAGAUUGCAUCAUCUGAGUCAGAGCCUGUGGGCGGAGCCAGCAGGAAGAGAAGGUGGGGGUCUAGUACAGCAGUCACCGCCAAAAAGCCGUCAAUCAGCAUCACCACUGAAUCGCUGAAGACACUGAUUCCAGACAUCAAGCCCAUACAGGAGGCGGUGGUCGAACUGCACCCAGACGAGAGCCGUCUCUCUGUGGACGAGGACUCAUCUGGGCCUCGUGAGCGAGAGGAACCAGAAGAGGAUCAGGGUCUCAAGAUCAGACGCACAGUGACACAGAUUGUUCCGUCUGAUGGACAUGAGAAUGGGCAGAAAGAAAUGGAAGAGGAGGAGGAUGAUGAAGAAGAACCGAAAUGGACAGGAGGAGAGAAGGAAAUGCAUAAGAAACAGGAGAGCUCCCCUGAUGCUUGCAUAGAAACACAGGAAGGUGAUUCCAAGAAAGUUACUCCCAAUGAUUCGUUGGUGCGGCGCUCCAUCAGUCAGCAGAAAUCAGGAGUAUCCAUAACUAUUGACGACCCCAUUAGGACAGGUCGCCAACUGUCUCCUCCUCGUGGAAAAACCUCCAAAAUCAUACACGUAUGCAACCUGGUGCGACCCUUCACCUUAGGGCAGCUGAAGGAGUUGUUAAAUCGGACUGGUACAUUGGUGGAGGAGGGUUUCUGGAUCGAUAAGAUCAAAUCUCACUGCUAUGUCACA
Pimephales promelas (fathead minnow) is the source of this 2898-nucleotide messenger RNA. The record is from RefSeq and is a predicted model, not a curated record. Lineage: Eukaryota; Metazoa; Chordata; Actinopteri; Cypriniformes; Leuciscidae.